This is a messenger RNA of Dermatophagoides pteronyssinus (European house dust mite), 3012 nucleotides long. RefSeq lists its product as uncharacterized. Lineage: Eukaryota; Metazoa; Arthropoda; Arachnida; Sarcoptiformes; Pyroglyphidae. Gene Ontology annotation, cellular component: nucleus. The record is from RefSeq and is a predicted model, not a curated record. Gene Ontology annotation, molecular function: RNA binding.
AUGAGAAUAUUGGUAGUCAAAAAUAAAGAAAAUUUGUUUUCCUAACUGCAUUUAAAUUUUGUUCUUCAUUAAAAAACAAAAUUGCAAUUAAAAUGGCAUCCACUGUUGAUGAUGGUGGAUGCGAACCAGCAUCUGAAGUUUCAAUUGGUUCGAAUGAACAUUCAAAAACUAAAAUCGCCAUUGAAUCAUUAGCAACAAAUAUUGAUAAUAAAUUGAAUCUAAAUGAUCAUAUAAGUGAUUCAACAAUAUCAUCAUCACAAUGUCCUAAUGAUCAUGAAACGACCACCAAAUCUGAAUCGCAAUCUUCAUCGACAUUAUCAUCAUCAUCAUCAUCAGCUCAAACAAGCUCAAAAACAACAAGUAAUGUAACAGCUAACCAAAACAAUCAUCAUCAUAACAAUACCAAUAAUGUGCCCAAGUCUGGUACACCAAUUCCAAAUCGUGUAUUCGUUGGUGGUAUACCUGAUGAUGCGACUGAAAAUGAUUUACGGCAUUUGUUUGCGCAAUAUGGUCAUAUUAAGUUGGUCAAAAUAAUUAAUGAUCGUGCUGGCAUCUCCAAAGGUUAUGGUUUUGUUACAUUCGAACGUGCUGAUGAUGCACAGAAAGUGAUCAAAGAAGCUGAAAAUAUGAUCAUUAAAAAUCGUAAACUCAACGUUUCGGCAGCUGUGAUUAAGAAGCAAGAUUUUCCAUUAGAAUCGAGAAUGAUGCCGACUACUGGAAUGUUGUUCUAUCCACAGAUUUCUACAUUUGCCAAUCCUGUUACGGCUUCAGCCUCAGCAGGCUACAAUCAUCAUCCAUACUAUAGUGAAAAUUAUCCCUAUCCAUUGAUCGAAGGAUUACCCUUUGCCAUGCCACUGGCCGCGAUGAAUGGACAUUUCAUUCCUGGACCACCUCCAUCCGGAAAUGCCUGUGCUCCUCUUUUGACAUCGCCAGUUUCUGCUGCGGCUUCCCAAUAUAUUGCAGCUCAACAACCCCCACCGACAGCUUCAACUCAAACCUAUUCUCCAGUCACUCCAUAUCCACCAGCGUGUCCAACAGCGCCCACACAUUUUAUCUAUUCAGCCAAUCCAUCGGCCAAUUCAUCUUCCAUUGCGAUCUAUGGUGGAUCACAGCAUUCAACACAUAUGUUAACAGGAUCAGGAACUAACCCAAAUGCUGUCAUGAACGUAUCGCCUGUCUUUCCCACACCACCAUCGCAAACAACGCCAUAUCCAUCUAAUGUCACUGCCACAACUAGUACGACAUCCAAUACUGGAAAUAAUGGUUAUCAGCAAAUGAAUGGCGUUAAUGCCACUGGUGGACAUCCAGCCGGAAAUUCAGUGCCAAUAUCAUCAUCAUCUCAGAUGAACGUGGGCAAUAGUCAAUCACAACAGCAGCAAUACUUGGCAUAUUCUAAUUCGCUAUCGGAUUCAAUGGUGGUCAAUUCCAACUCUCCGAAUAAUAAUGCUGGUAUGAUGAUUAUGGCCGGUGGUCAUCCAUCGCAUCAUCAGCAAACAUACGCAACAUAUCCCUCAUCAACAAAUCCUUCUAUGAAAAUGGAUGGAUUGGUCGAUAUGGCAUUGGUAUCAUCUUCGAUGGAUUCGACAAAUGCCGCUAUGGUCCCUCAUCCCAUGAGCACUCAUUAUGCCAGUCAUAUGCCUAAUGCUCAUCAUUACAUGCAACCACCGCAACCAGGUGCUCAUUACAUGCAUAUGGCAGGUAUGGGUGGUGUUGAACUACAUCCCAUGUGGUCAUCAUCGACAACAACCUCCACCACUUCAGCUCAUGGUCAUCAUCAAAAUAAUGCAGCAAAUGUGCCUAAUGGUCAACCUUCCCCACAAAAGUUACCUGUGGCCGGAAAUUUCGCCGUUGUGCAACCACAUACAACAACUUCAGUGAAUGGUCAAAAAUCAAAUCAACCGCUAAUAACGUCUGCAACAGGAUCAAGAUCCCAAUAUCAUGGUCAUUACGCGAAUAAACGAUCAUCACCGCCUGUAUCCCAAUCAACUUCUUCAUCGAAUCGAUCAUCAUCAUAUUCGACUACUAACAAUGUUCAGUAUAAUCAAUCGCUAGUAACCAAAGAUAAGAUGGCUGUUCACAGUAGUCGCCAUACAAAUCAAAAUUCGUCUUCGUACAACCAUAACAGUCAUUCUAGUUCUUCAUACAACAACAAUAGUAGUAAUGCUAGUCAUCAUAAUAAAAAAAUAUACCACAAUAAUAGCCAUCAUUCAUGGAAUUCGAAUUCACGAAUUCCAUCGAACAAAGUAUUGAAUGGCCAUGGUCAUAAUCGUGGUCAUAAUUAUCAUGAUACUAUGGCUAUAGCAGAUAUGGCGAAAUCAUCAUCAUCAUCAUACAGUAGUGGUCAUCAUUAUCCACCUUCAAACAACCAUAAAACAUCAUCGGAUAUAUAUUCCAAUAAUCACAAUCGAACGGGUAAUGGCCAUCAUCAAUAUCCGUCGAGUGCAAUAAAAACUAAUCAUUUGGUACAUUCAUCAUCUACUUCUUCGUCGUUGCAACCGCAUCUCCAAACCUUUGUUACGAAAACGAUCAAUGGUGUUCAGAUUUAUGCAUUGGCCAAUAGUAACAAUACAACCUCUUUAGAUGCUCAAUCACAAACAGUACCUGGAAAUGGUGUCUCGAAUGGUAGCAUUUUAACAUCGCCUCCAUCAUCAUCAUCAUCUUCACCAUACAAGACAUCAACAUAACUUAGCAUUUGAGAAAAAUACGAACGACGAUCUCACCUCGAAACCGGAAUUUGAACAUUCCAAGCCCAAUCAGGAAAUGACAACCACUUGGAUCACCACCAUCAUACCAUUUGUCAUUGUUAAAUUCUCUCUACCGUUUUCGUUUCGUUUAUCUCCUUUUUGUUUUGUUUCAUUUUAUUAUUAUGUUCUGUUUCCGUUCCAUUUUAUAUGAUUAUCCCGUAUCCAUCUUUUUUCUCAUUUUCUCUGUAGCGUUCUGUCUUUGUUCAAUAUACACACAUAAACACACCCUAGUCACAUUCAUGCUAAAUAGGCACAUAUGCCCAGCAUC